AUGACGGAAAGCGUCGGGGCUUUGGAGAGCCUGAGGAGGUGUUGCUUCCCCUGCAGUACACCACCCUGUCACUUCUGGCCUCCAUCUUGCUGCUCUCGAGAAAAAGCCAUGACUGCCUUCAAGGACAUCUGGACUCAGGAGUUCUGGCGCUGUGUUGGGGCCGAGUUCGUCGCCAUGCUGCUCUUUGUCCUGCUCAGCCUCGGGUCAACCAUCAACUGGGGGGCUGUAGAUGAGGAUCCCCGUCCCUCUGAUCUGGUGCUCAUCUCGCUCUGCUUCGGCCUGAGUAUUGCCACCAUGGUGCAGUGCUUCGGCCACAUCAGCGGGGCUCAUAUUAACCCGGCAGUCACAGCAGCCAUGGUGAUUACCAGAAAGCUCAAUAUGGCUAAAGCCAUUUUCUACCUGCUGGCCCAGUGUGUGGGAGCCAUAGUGGGUGCCGCCAUUCUGUACAGCAUCACCCCAGCCUCUGUCAGAGGCGGCAUGGGGGUCUCAACGAUAAAUAAGAACAUCUCCGUGGGCAACGCAAUGGUUGUAGAACUCUUCAUCACCUUUCAGCUGGUCUUCACCGUGUUUGCUACCUGUGACCACAAACGUAAUGACCUGAAGGGUUCUUCCGCUUUGGCUAUCGGCCUGUCUGUGUGUAUUGGUCACCUGUUUGCUAUUCCCUACACUGGAGCCAGUAUGAACCCGGCCCGAACCUUUGGACCUGCCAUGGUCACAUGGAGCUGGGAACACCACUGGGUGUACUGGGUCGGUCCAACUCUGGGUGGGACUCUGGCUGCAGCCCUGUACGAAUACAUUUUCUUUCCAGACCCGGAGCUGAAGAGACAUUACUCUGAGGCCUUCAUCCACACACCUUUCACUGCUACUAAACACCGGCAGGACUCAGUCACAGCCCAGGAGCCUCUCUUCACUGUCAUGGAUGUGGAGAGAGCUGAGAGGAAGGAGCGAGAGAGGGAGAUGGAGGUAUCGGGGGAUGUGUUGUCCUCUGUAUGA
Molecule: messenger RNA, 993 nt
Organism: Cottoperca gobio
Lineage: Eukaryota; Metazoa; Chordata; Actinopteri; Perciformes; Bovichtidae
Product: aquaporin-4-like
Exons: 5
Coding region: 1-993 (330 amino acids)
Biological process (GO): water transport; transmembrane transport
Cellular component (GO): plasma membrane; basolateral plasma membrane
Molecular function (GO): water channel activity
Source: RefSeq, a predicted model, not a curated record